GAUUUCUGAUUACAAAAAGUUAACCUCAAAAGAUAAAAUCGAAACCGAUUGAAAACUGAAAAUGAAUCAUUAUAAAAAUGUAAUUUUAACUUAAGAAAUAAAUACCAUGAGUGCUAGAUAUACAUAAAUAAGUACCCAUCAGGAUACUAAUAUGAGCAGUUUAGUAAACAAACCAACCCCACCAAAGAAAGAACUAAAAUUAGCCGAUCAUGUAAAAUACGAACAUUUGAUCGCAGGCACGACUGCAGGAGUUACUUCAACCCUUAUUUUGCAUCCUAUGGACGUAGUGAAGAUUAGGUUCGCUGUAAACGACGGUAUACAUUCAACCCCAAAAUAUUCAGGAAUAUGGAAUGCCUUUUCAACCAUCUACCGAAUGGAAGGCUUCAGAGGGCUUUACAGAGGCGUAACUCCGAACGUUUGGGGUGCCGGAGCCUCUUGGGGGCUGUAUUUCCUGUUUUACAACUCGAUAAAGAACUUUAUACAAGGCGGAAAUGUUAAUACACCCCUAGGACCAGGUUACCACUUGCUAGCGGCUAGUCAAUCAGGUUUGGUUACCUUAUUUGUAACAAAUCCGAUCUGGGUUGUAAAAACCAGAUUAUGUCUUCAAGUUGGCGAAAACCAAAAAUACAACGGCACUAUAGAUUGUUUAUCAAAAAUAUACAAAUCUGAAGGUAUCGUUGGUUAUUAUCGAGGUAUCUUGCCUGGAGUUUUUGGUGUGUCACAUGGGGCUGUUCAAUUCAUGGUGUAUGAAGAAAUAAAGAAUCAGUAUCAAUAUUUUUAUAAUAAACCUAUUAGUAGUAAAUUAGGAACUCUAGAAUAUUUACUGUUUUCUGCUGUAUCUAAAAUAGUAGCAGUGAUAACAACUUAUCCCUAUCAAGUGAUAAGGGCGCGAUUACAAAAUCAACUAUAUUCCUAUGAUGGGGCUGUUGACUGUGUUAAGAGAACUUGGAAGUUUGAAGGUUGGCGAGGAUUCUACAAAGGUAUGGGCACUAACUUGUUGAGAGUAACUCCGGCAACCAUGAUUACAUUUGUUACUUACGAGAACAUCUCUCAUAUGUUAUUAAAAUACAAUAAAAAUGUCUAGAUUCAAAAUUUAGAUGACCAAUGUAAAUAGUUACAUAUUUUGUGUUUAAAUCUAAGCAAAAAGAUACUAUUUUUAAGUUU
This is a messenger RNA of Sitophilus oryzae (rice weevil), 1164 nucleotides long. Its product is annotated as mitochondrial folate transporter/carrier-like. Gene Ontology annotation, molecular function: NAD transmembrane transporter activity. The transcript has 3 exons. The record is from RefSeq and is a predicted model, not a curated record. Lineage: Eukaryota; Metazoa; Arthropoda; Insecta; Coleoptera; Curculionidae. Gene Ontology annotation, biological process: NAD transmembrane transport. Bases 152 to 1084 code for a protein of 310 amino acids.